Trypanosoma grayi is the source of this 515-nucleotide messenger RNA. Its product is annotated as trans-sialidase. The annotation marks the transcript as partial. NCBI's taxonomy places the organism in Eukaryota, Euglenozoa, Kinetoplastea, Trypanosomatida, Trypanosomatidae. The record is from RefSeq and is a predicted model, not a curated record. The transcript has a single exon.
CCGCAGGGGGAUCACCGGUUCAGAUGUUUUUAGCCGGUCUUCAACGAAAGGCGGCCGCAAGCCCCAUCAAAGAGGCCCGCCCCAUGGAGAGACGGGGGCUGGAUCUCGUCGGCUAUUUGUCGACCUUGGAGAAUGGCCAGUUGACUCUACGGCUUGCCUGGGUCACAGCCAGUCGGUGGGGAGAAAUCGCUCUACUCCAAAAGGAAAAUUUUAUUCCCCACCCUCAAUACAAGGAAGCCCUCAUUGUAGAUUGGGGGGCCCUCCCAAAGACUUUCAAGAUCGACCCUCACAGAGCGGCGCGGUACGCGGUUAUCGGGGGAGAGGAUGCAAAGAGGGUGAGAGGCGUCACCAAAGGAAUGGUGGAGGGGGAAAGGCCCACAAUGUUAACCACAAGAGACAUGGAAAACCUACUCCGCCCACUCGACAUGACAGCGCGUUCCAUCAAAAGAGGGGCACUGGCGCAAGCAGCCGCAGCGGUGAUCGAACACGACCUCGGCCCUCGCCUGCUGGUUUAG